Messenger RNA from Sesamum indicum (sesame), 3670 nucleotides. Its product is annotated as pentatricopeptide (PPR) repeat-containing protein. The record is from RefSeq and is a predicted model, not a curated record. Gene Ontology annotation, molecular function: protein binding. NCBI's taxonomy places the organism in Eukaryota, Viridiplantae, Streptophyta, Magnoliopsida, Lamiales, Pedaliaceae.
AAGGAGUUCAAACAUUCAAACUAAAUACAUAUGGCGAGACACUGCCACCGUCUCCUUCCCUCAAAAUUCCGCUCUACUCCUUCCCCGAAAUCCUUCUGCGCCUCCUCGGCUCCGGACCCGACAACUCAAGUUCAGCUCCUGGAAGAGCUCCGGAAGAUCAGGGUCCUCAUCCAGCAGAACCGGAGUGAAACGGCAAAAAGACACAUCCGAACCCUCAUUUCUCUGCACUCCGUAUCGCAACUCUACACUGUUUUCUCGCAGUCCUCGCCCCCGCCUAACACGAAGCCAGUUUUUACAGACACGCUUUUAACAGUUUACGCGGAGUCCAAGCUCCCAAAUGAGGCUGCGGAAUUGUACAGUUUGGUGAGGAGUGACGGUAAUUUCCCUUCGCUCCCGGCUUUUAAUCUGUUCUUGGAAGCUUUGGUGACGUCUAGCCAAUUUGAUAAGACCCUGAAGAUAUUUUCGGAUGCUGUGGAUUCUGGUGUUUGGGUGGAUAAGUUCAGUUAUGGGAAAGCAAUACAAUCCGCGGUGAAGCUGGGGGAUCUGAAAAAAGGUUUGGACUUGAUGACUCAGAUGAAGAAAUGCGGGGCGAGGCCAAACGGGUUCGUUUACAAUGUUUUAAUCGGUGGUUUGUGUAAGGAGAGGAGAGUGGAUGAUGCCAAGAAGUUGUUUGAUGAAAUGCUCAAGAGGAACGUGGCCCCGAAUAGAGUCACAUACAAUAGUCUGAUUGACGGGUGUUGUAAAGCGGGAGACUUAGAGGGGGCAUUUAAUUUAAGAGAAAAGAUGAAAACUGACAGUGUGGAGCCAAAUAUUGUGACGUAUAACACAUUGCUUGGUGGGCUUUGUAAGAUGGGGAGAAUGGAAGAGGCUGACAAGAUUUUGGAGGAAAUGGGUGCGUAUGGGUUUGUGCCUGAUGGAUUUACUUACAGUAUUCUUCUUGAUGGGCAUUCAAGGCGUGGGAAUGUGGAGGCUUCAAUGGCACUAUAUGAUGAUGCAGUGAAGAAAGGGGUGACUAUGAAUGAGUAUACUUGCAGUAUUUUGAUGAAUGGAUUAUGUAAGUUAGGGAAAAUGGAUAGAGCCGAGGAAUUCUUGAUGAAGUUAAAGGAACAUGGGGUUGGCUUGACAGAGGUGAUUUUGAAUACUAUGGUGAACGGUUAUUUCAAAGUGGGAUAUGUUGACAAAGCACUUCUGGCCAUUGAAAAAAUGGAAAAUGAGGGGGUGAAACCCAGCUGCAUCACAUAUAAUACGGUGAUCAGCAAUUUCUGUGACUUGGGUCGGAUGGACGAUGCAAAUGAGUGGGUAAGGAAGAUGAAUGUGAAGGGACUUUGCCCGAAUAUACAGACUUAUAAUAUCUUAGUAGAUGGCUAUGGCCACAGUUGCCAGUUUGAAAAGUGUUUACAGAUUCUUGAGGAAAUGGAAAAUAAUGGGUUAAAGCCCAAUGUUGUCACUUAUGGAUCUCUAAUAAAUAGUUUUUGCAAGAAGGGCCGACUUCCUGAAGCUGUAGUCAUUUUCAAAGAUAUGCUGAACAGAAGCGUUUUGCCUAAUGUCCAGGUAUACAAUAUGCUUAUAGAUGGAUUUUGCAUGAGAGGAAACAUUGAUGAUGCUUUUAAAGUUCUGGAUGAGAUGUUAAGAAGUGAUAUCUCUCCAACCAUUGUGACAUACAAUGCACUUGUAAACGGGCUCAGCAAAAAAGGUAGGGUGGCAGAAGCCGAAGAAUUAGCCUUUAGUAUUACAGAUAAAGGUCUAAAUCCUGAUGUCAUCACAUACAAUUCCUUAAUCUGUGGGUUCUCAGAUGCUGGUAACCUGGAGAAGUGUUUGGAAUUGUAUGAGAAGAUGAAAACGUCGGGCAUCAAGCCUACCUUAAGUACUUACCAUCCUCUAAUAAGCGUGUGCAAAAAGGAUGGACUGGAUCUUCUAGAGAAAAUUGUUGCGGAAAUGUCUCAUUGGAACCUGAGCCCUGAUCGAAUUGUAUAUAAUGAGCUUAUUUAUUGCUAUGUAAAGCAAGGAAACAUUCAGAAGGCAACUGUGCUGUGCACUGAGAUGUUAACUCUGGGAAUUUCUCCUGACAAGAUGACAUAUCAUAGCUUGAUUAUGGGGCGCUUGAAAGAGGGCAAUGUACAGGGAGCAAGGGAUCUUUUUGAUGACAUGAUGGCCAAAGGGGUGGCCCCAAAUGAUGGAAUUUUUAACACACUAAUUGAAGGACAUUGCAAACUGAAGGAUUUUGACGGGGCUUACAUGUGGUACAAAGAAAUGUUGAAGAUCGGUUUUCUUCCAUGCAUUUCUGUUUGUAAUGAGCUUCUUUUUGGCCUUAGGGCGGAAGGAAGAUUCAAGGAGGCUGAGAUAAUCUGCUCUGAAAUGAGUAUUAAAGGAGUUGAUGAGUUGAGAUUGCAGGACGAUCUUUCAGCUGCCCCUGCAAUGUAGUGCGGAGUUGUUUGUCGUCUCAAAGCUCCUCAGUUUCUCACCCCCUAGACUCAAGCGACCCUUCUCCCUCCUUUCCCCACACAAUAAACCCACCUCCCUCUUUUCCUUCCUUCUCACCCCUGUUCCUCUCCGGUUCUCCACCACACCAACAAAAUUUCAUUAACCAUCUCCGCAGGCGACAUGCGCCCUGGCGCUACAAUUUGAGUCCUCCUUUGAGCUCCAAAAUAUAUCCAUCUCCAACCUCACGUUCAACAAGAAAAGUAUUCUUUUUGUGGUUCCCGAUGCCUUCAACCCCAGCUGCUCGCCAAAACAUCUACCAGUUCUCGUCGAAAAGCCGCUGAAUUUAAGGCCAAGGGAUUGGACUUCAUUGCUUGUAUUUCUGUCAACAGUGCAUUUGUGAUGAAGGCUUGAAAGGAGAUUUUAAAGGUAGGGGAUGAUGUUUUCUUGUGAGUGAUAGCAAUGCUGGUGAUUAAUAGAAGUGAGGUCGAGGUGGUAUGCUAUGUAUGGGGAAGAUGGGGUUGAAAUCUUGAAUUUUGAGGAGGGCAGUGAUAUCCAUGUUAGCAGUACAGAGGACAUGCUCAAGGCCAUCUGACAGCAUUGUUCUCUACUUUAAGCUUUUGCAAUGGAGGAAUGUGCUGAUUGUGGCUCAGAUGUUCUCUUGUUUCUACCUAAUGUUGCAUAAUUGGGAUUAUGAUAAGACUGGAUAAUGGAGUUCCAUUAUUAAUUAUUGAAUGUUGAGAAGAUUGAAACUGAAUGUUUGUGUUUGGUAAGAUGCAAGCCUACUCCAGUGGUGCAUAUUGGUUAAGUUUUCGAGUGUGAUUAUUCUGAACAAUGUCUUGGAACUUAUUUCGGGCUCUAUCGGAAUGCUUGUAAAGCACUUCAAAUAUGCAAGAAGUUGUUGUCCCAGCAGGCGGUUGCAGGGCUAAUAGCAAUAUUUCACUCCUCAAAGAAAACCAUCACAUGUUUCUUCAGUUUCCCCUCAAGAAAUGGAAGAAAAAACUCUUAACCCCCCCUCAGAAGGUCUUAUUUGAUUGCACUUGGUUAAAAGACGGUGAAUGAAUGUCUUGUGACAUUUGGUAUUGCUUGAAUCUGAGACCUAGCAGUGCUUUCUCAAAAUUGAAUGUUGUUUUUUGUUGUUGUUAUUUCUGAAACUAGCGCUUUUUUCAGUGUUUGGCGAUCCACGAAUUAGACUUAGAUCUCCCUACUACGCCAUUGUCUAAUAAGUAGUAGUGAAUUCAAACACACAUCA